AAAAACCAGUGUGAUGUGAAGCGACGCAUACUUCUCUUUAGACUUCAACAAUGGGACCCCCGGACGCAUCGAAGGUUGCUGGUGAAGAUGGAGCUCCGGCCGAAGUGCAAGACGGCGUAGGGUCUGGUAAAGUACCGAAGAUCACGAUCUUGCGACUGGAAUUGGGUACUGCCAUGAAGGACGAGGCUGUGGCGCAUUUGAUCCAGAUCUUGCAGGCAACUCCCAAUGCUAUCGAGAAGGAUAUCGCUACGGACAUGAAGAAAUACUUCGACCAAAAGUACGGACAGACGUGGCACUGUAUCGUGGGCAAAGGAUUCGGAUGCUCCAUCGCCUACGACACGCAGUACCUGCUCUUCUUUCGUGCCGACCAGCAAUAUGUACUGCUCUUCAAGUCCACAGAGUGACUUAGAGAAAUAACCGAUAGGAUCAUUACCGCCCUUUAUUCAGCUUUUCAACACGAAUCUUCAGCAAUUUGACUGUCUUCA
Messenger RNA from Phytophthora nicotianae INRA-310, 485 nucleotides. RefSeq lists its product as hypothetical. Gene Ontology annotation, cellular component: dynein complex. The coding region runs from base 51 to 404 and encodes 117 amino acids. The transcript has a single exon. The record is from RefSeq and is a predicted model, not a curated record. Gene Ontology annotation, biological process: microtubule-based process. NCBI's taxonomy places the organism in Eukaryota, Oomycota, Peronosporomycetes, Peronosporales, Peronosporaceae. Gene Ontology annotation, molecular function: dynein intermediate chain binding; dynein light intermediate chain binding.